AAGAAAGAGAAAGGGGAGAGGGAGCAAGAAGGAGGAGGAGAGGAGAGAAAGAAAAGACAACAUGGAGCAGAACGUGGGAUGAGUUCCUCAGCUGGUGUUUUGGAUCAGUGCAGAAAAAACUGCUCAUCAGAUCUCAGGAAGACUCCGGUGGGGGUGCAGAUUUGAUCCCUGGUCGGGGAAGUUCUGCAUGCUACGGGAUGUGACAAAAUAAUAAUAGUAAAGGAACCCAAGGAGGAUGAGCCGCAGAGGUCCUGGACACAGGCUACAGGAUGUGCUCUUCUCAGCGACAGCGGCAAUGGUUUUUUAAAAAAAAUCUUUUGGGACCUCCCUGGUGGUCUAGUGGUUAAGAAUCUGCCUGCCAAUGCAAGAGACACAGGUUCGAUCCCUGGUCCUGGAAGAUCCCACAUGCCAGGGAGCAACUAAGCCCAAGUACCACAACUACUGAGCCCAUGUGCCCUAGACCCCCACACUCUGCAGCAAGAGAAACCACCAGGGUGAGAAGCUGGUGCACCGCAACUAAAGAGCAGCCCGUUUGCUGCAACUGGAGAAAGCCUGCAUGCAGCAAGGAAGACCCAGCGCAGCUAAAAAAAUAAAUAGAUACAUAAAAUUUAAAAAAAAACUGAAGUAUAACUCAAAUACAGAGGAAUGCACCCAAGUAAUUUUCACAAAAUGUAAACACGCCUGUGUAACCAUUACCUAGGCGACAACAAAAGACAUAACUCAGGAUCUCAGAAGUUCCCCAUUUGGUGACAAUGAUGAUUUUAAAGAGGAAAGUGGACAAGGUCUGAGAGCAAAGGAGGAAGGAAAGAAAAGAUCCUCCCAGGUGCCAGUUGACUGACACGUGGUCCUGGAGACACAGCAGGAGGCCCCCCUGUCUGUAUUAGCACCAGCUGUUAAACUGGCCUACAUGCAGAGCUCCGGGACACACACCCGGUGUCCAGAGUCUGUCCUUGGGAACUUGGUGAGCCAUGGGCAGCCCUGCCAAGAAAGGCAAGGAAUUGGAUGUUUGGAGAAGAUCACAGACCAGGAAUCUCCGGUCGUGGACCUGAACGUGGGGGGUGAGUUCUAUACCACCACCUUGGGCACCCUGAGGAAGUUCCCAGGCUCAAAGCUGGCAGAGAUGUUCUCCAGCCCCGCCAAGGCCUGCCUGGAUGCCGAGGGACGUUUCUUCAUCGAUCGCUGCGGCACCUACUUUGGACCCAUCCUGGAAUAUCUGCGCAGUGGGCAGCUGCCCACCCAGCACAUCCCGGAGGUGUACCGCGAGGCUCAGUACUACGAGAUCAAGCCCUUGAUCAAACACCUGGAGGACACGCCCCAGAUCUUCGGCGAGCAGGUGGCGCGGAAGCAGUUCCUGCUGCAGGUGCCAGGAUACAGCGAGAACCUGGAGCUCAUGGUGCGCCUGGCGCGCGCCGAGGCCGUGGCGGCGCGCUGUUCCCGAGUCCUGGUGUGCCUGGUACGAAACGAAAAGGAGGAUGCAAGCUGCGCAGACGCCCUGCGCUCCCUGGAGGCGAACAAAAGGUCAGUGGUCAAAUUCGGGCCUUGGAAGGCAGCCCUGGAUAUCAGUGACCUCCUGGACUGCCUGAACAUGGACAUUAAGGCCCAAGGGUACCAGGUAUGCUAUUCACACAACAGUCCGUUACCAGCCAAGGUCUCCGACUACUUCUAUACAUUCAGCUUCAGCUGGUGGUGAUCCCCAGGGGCCGGGGCUCUUUGUUAUGGGCUCUGGUGGGAAGAAUGAAAUUAAAAGUUGCCUUAAAGAGUCA
Messenger RNA from Dama dama (fallow deer), 1763 nucleotides. It is a transcript of the gene KCTD14, whose product is annotated as potassium channel tetramerization domain containing 14. The coding region runs from base 908 to 1690 and encodes 260 amino acids. The transcript has 5 exons. Gene Ontology annotation, biological process: protein homooligomerization. Gene Ontology annotation, molecular function: protein binding. The record is from RefSeq and is a predicted model, not a curated record. NCBI's taxonomy places the organism in Eukaryota, Metazoa, Chordata, Mammalia, Artiodactyla, Cervidae.